AUGCCGCCCUCCAGACGAGCGUCCGCGGGACAUGGCGUCGCCAGCUCGUCCUCACGCGUUCAUCGGAGCAACGGCUCAAACCACAGCAUAUCGGCGCAGAGCCCAGUUGUACCACAGCAGACCCUCCCGUACUCGAACAUUCCCCAUUCCCCACAGCAAAAAGUAGUUCAGGUCCUCAUUAACAGGCUCAAAAACAAGCUGGAGGCGGAUGAAGCGGUCCAGCAGACGAUAGAGUCCUUGAUUGACCUCUCCCGGGAUUCCUUGGACAUGAUCUCCCUGGCGCUCACGGAACAGCUGGAGAGACUAGCGAAGCAAAUCGAGGGAGCCGGAUUCCGUGGUGUAGAUAUCCUCCAAUCGCAAUUGUUCCUCCUCAAGGUCCUCACGUCCGCAAUGGCGUCCCGCUGGGGCGCGAAAGACGAAACAAGACCAGGCUCGCGAGGCAGCAGUGCUACGAUAGUGGAGCCCCCCGCACUCGACGACAACUGCGCCAAGUACAUCGUGAGCGUGAUGGUGCUUCUACUGCGCCAGGCCGCCCCCCGCAAGCACAGACUCACGUCUGCGGCGAACAUCUCGUUCGAAGCGACGUACCAAGACUUCGAAUCGGUUGAGUCGCACGAGUUCGGCGGCGCGGACGACGCGCACGUCACACUCCCACCGCCCAUUGCCCCCGGCGCACCGCGCACGAUGAACCGCGCGAAGAACCCGUCGUCGACGAGCCUGAACUCGGCUGGUGCGCCGUCAACGAUAUCCGGGCGGUUCCCUCAACAUACGGCCGCGUACGAGAAGACGUCAUUCCUUGUCGCGAAGUCCGUGCUUUCCCUGCACUCGUCUAUCGCCAAGUUCACGGGGAGGAUCGUCUACCACCUCUCGGCAUCCAACUGGCCCGUCGUGCUCAACCGCGUGCGCCAGCGCAUACAUGGGCUCGCAAGCGCCGCAGAGGUCGACCCGGAUGUCGUGGACCUGCAGCUGAUCACGUUCAGCGCUCUCGACCGGGCGAAGAUGACACAGGCCCUGCAAGAGGCGUCGUCGCUGCUCAUGAACCUCAAGCGUGAAGCACAGAUCCCGGUCGCGGUCGCGCUUCGGACGGCGGUCUGGAAUUGGAUCGAGCUUUACCCGGACGAGUACAACGACGCGCUCCGGUACCAUCGACGGCUGGACGGCGCGCCCGAGCGCGUGUUUGACUUGCUCUACGACGUCCAGGAUGCGUCUCGCGAUAAGGCCGCGGCGUGGCCGACGCUCGCGGUGCUCCUGUGCAUCAGCCACGACCGUGUCAAGGGCGAGUUCGAGGCGAACGCACUCGGCGGGCACAAAGGCCAGUACCGGAAGGACCGCAAUAUCACCGAGCUUGUGGUCAAGAAUCUCAACUUCAACUCGAAGCUGGUCGAGGUCGCGAUCGUCUGCGCCGUCGACAUCUGCCGCGCUGCGUCCAGGGUGGCACUACAAGCGGGCAUAGAGAACGAGAGUCCGCUUGUCUCCAUGGCGUUCGACAUCGCGCACGAGCUGAAGAUCAUGCUCCUGAAGUGGACGAAGGAGCGCCCGUUCUGGGAAUGCCCAGAUGAAAUUGACGUUGCGCUGUUCGCUGACGUUCUCGCCGCGCUCUACCGGUUCCUCCCAGAACAGGAGUCGCUGCCCAUCUUUCAGCAAUGCAUCGAGCCCGAGCGGUCCGAAGCUUCCAAGAUUUGCGUCGUCAAGGCCGUGUUGAACUUAAUCGUCGAUGGAUGGAAGAUGCCAUGGCAAAGGAACAUCCAGCCGCUGAGGGACAUUGUUCAGGAUCGUCUCAUGACGAUUUUCUACGUUGCGUACGUUCGUCGAAGCGAAGUCGACCAUAACGGGUCCACAAGAAAGAUCAACAUCCGUCCGAAGGCCAAGCGCUAUACUUCAGAGACGCUUCCCGAUCGCGACCUCCUCAUUCUGUCUUUGCUCACGCUCUGGCGCUCGGACAUCUGGUGGUACCUUGAGGCGCUGACAGAACAGGUUGUCGACGAGGUCUUCGCGACCAGUGUUAGCGUAUAUGCGACGCCUGCUGAUCCAGCGGUGCGAUGGUCGCUUGCGCGAACGUUCCGAUAUCUGGCAGAGAGCAUUGCGCAGUGCCCUGUGGAUCAUCCGAAGAGACUGGUUUUCGCGCGGUGGAUCUCCGAGACAGGGCCCGCUGUGCUUGCUUCUGUUGCAACCAACCUGCUGAGUGUCCGGACAGACCUGCAAACUCAGCGUAUGCUCAUCCAGCACGCAUACGAGACUAUGUAUCGUUACGCCAAUGUUGAGAAGGAUUCAGUUCUCUCACUCUCCACGCCUACUCCGACCUCUCACGUUGCCGCGUUCUCGUUGGCUGAAAUCGCGUUCCUUGUGUCCCUCUGCUCCGCCGACGGCGUCGUCUCUCUGACGGCGUGCAACUGUCUUCGCUUGAUGGCCCAGAUUGAGCGUCAGCCGUGCAACCCCAGCGGCCCCGUGUCCGAGACCAGCGUGGAAGAGGCCAUCAAGCGCCAUCCUAUCUACGAGCAGCUCGGCGACCCCAAGGUCUCCAUGAUUGGCCGGAUUGGACACCAGAAGCGCAUUCGGAAGCUCAUGCGGCUCAUCACUGUGCCAUCCGCGAUUCAUGUCGCGGUCUGGCAGGAGUUGUACUUCCGCUGGUGCAGUCUGACAGAGAUGACAAUCCACUUGACAUUCGAAAGCACAACGGACGGAUUGGAGAAUGGCGUUGCACCCGUGGGCGAUAAGGCACUCAGCAUGGAGGACCGACAAGCACAGUGGCAAAAUCUCACGUUGUUCCUUGCUGCCUUCGGGGCGGCGUGCACACGAGAUAAUCACGACCCAGCUGCGCUCACGAAGAUCAUCCCUGCGACGAUCAUCCCCGACAACUGUCGCGUCCUCCGCAAUCCACAAGACAUUCUUAACAACUUCCUGAGCGAGACUGUGAACCUACUCGUCAGCGACUUGCCGCAGGUCCGCGACAUUGCUCGGGAGGCUCUGAGCAAUGAAGCUAGUUUCCGACUGUACGGUCGCAUUGUCAAGCAAUUGGACGAUGUCAUUCGAAUGGUGGCGGACGACGAGCACGUCGACUAUGCCAUCUUAGUUGUGUUCCUUGACCAGUUCCUCGCCAUCGCCAAGGUCCUCAAUGAUCACGUCCACGACCUCUCCGAAGACCUUCGAGCCAUCGAAACCGCAUCAAACCUCUAUACCGUCGCGACCUUUGUGGGGCGCCUCCAAAAUAAUGACGCUUCCCUCCGGCUGAAGCACAAGUACUGCGUACUCAUCGCGAGCAUAUUUUCCCGGGGAGAAAUAUUCAUUAUGCGCACCAAGGAGAGCAGCACCGUGCGGCAGGGUAUCUUGGACAUCAUCCUCGACUGGCCGCCCGAUGCGCCUGAGAACGGCCAGCUUGACGCGCAGCAACAAGAGCUCACGGUUGCCAUCUUCAAGGCGGCUAUUGUACUUGUGGACCGCCUCAAGAUCGAGGCCAAUGAGGGAUCGACGCCCGAGGAAGUUGCACACGCGGUGUCACGCUUGUUCGUGCGAUACGCACUAAAGAUCAGCAAGAUGUGGGAAUCCGUCAGGGACGACGGAACAGCACGGCUGCAACAGCGUGAAGGGGAACUCCGCGAGCUGCUCGUCGACGGCCUGGCCGCUCUCGUCAGCGCUAACCCUGACUCCGGAGUGAAGCACAGCUUGCAGCUCGCGUCUGACGAGGACCCGACAAGGCAUCUCAUCUUUUCGUACGUCUUCAUCCGUGUGCUCAAUGAGCGUAUCACGUUUGCGUCCUACGACGAAGCGCCGAAGGUUGUUAAGCACAGUCGUCUUUGCGAGCUUGUCAAAGGCCCAGACAUGCAACUCGCGCUGGCGAUCUGUGAAAUAUGUCCGCCGAACGAGGUGGACACGAUGAACACUGUCAUGCUUAACCUGUUCGAUACUCGCUCGUCCCUCAUGGCCUUACUCAAGCAGAUGAUCGACACUGAAGUUGCGCGCACCGAGAGCGACACCGCUUUGUUCCGAGGCAACUCGACCUGCACACGGUUCUUGUCCGCCUUCGCGCGCGUCUACGGAUACAACUACCUGCGCUCGCUCAUCGCUCCGCUCGUGAAGCUCGUCACGACCAUGCCUCCCGGCCACGGAUAUGAGCUCGACCCGGCCAAGGUGACGAAGGAUGAGCUGAGACAGAACAAGGAGACCGUUGAGUUCAUUACGGGCAAGUUCCUAGAGAUCAUCGCCGCCUCGAUCUCUGCGCUUCCAUCGAUAAUCCGGGAGAUCUGUGCCCACAUUGCCAAAGCUGUCAACGAAGUCUGGCCUGAGGCGAAGUUCGCUGCCCUGGGCGCCUUCAUUUUCCUUCGGUAUGUUGCACAUUUCGUUGGUCCAAUGGAGAGAGCUAAUUUCUCAACAGGUUCAUAUCUCCUGCUAUCAGGGCUCAUGGUCAUCGCGAAGAUCAUCCAGAACUUGGCGAACAACAUCCUAUUCGGCAAGGAGGCGCACAUGGUCAUCCUAAAUGACUUCCUUAAGAACAACAUUGUCACUGUCACGAAGUUCUUGAGCGAUAUCAACAAACACGCUCCCCCUAACCCGGAGGAUGAGGCAGGGGAGAUACUCGAGCGCUCUUACGACGAGACAGACACGAUCGUGCUUCACCGCUUCUUCGAGAAGCACGCUGACAAGAUCGGCAAGGAAUUGCUCAGCUCCUCCAAAGUCGCUGCGGAGAAGGCCACUCCAGAAGCUGAGGUGCAAGCCGCGAACGGCAAGCGUGCUUGGGAUGCGCUUUGUGCGGCGCUCGUCGAGCUAGGCCAACCUCUUGAAAGUCCACGGAUAUCGACGUUGACGAGCAAAGAGCAUCGAGAGUACCUUGACUUGAUGACACGAUGCGACCGUCGGGACACUACAUCCGUGCAGGACCUCUUCGUUGAGGGAAUGACCCCGCUUGAUUCGCCAGCUGUAUUCGUUCUCUCCGUGUCCAAGGUCGACGUAGAAGUGCUCGAAUUGGAGCUCUUAUUGUACUAUGCCUUCAAGUGUGUUACGUCAAAUACCAACGAGCAUCGAGACUUUGAGAUCAUCUUGGAUCUUACGGGUUUCACCUCUACAUCUCAAGUACCUGCACAGUGGCUCAAGUUCGCUACGGAGACGAUACCCACUGACAUCUGGAAGCGCUUCUCCGCCCUCCGCCUCCUCUCGCCCAAUUCCUCUGCUAUCAGGUACCUUCGCAGGCUCUACAACAAUCUCAGUUCCAGUGCUCUCGAGUCACUACGCAUCACUAUCCACACUACAGUCGCCGAUCUAAUGGCCCAAUACCCUGCCGGGCUUACCCCUCGUUCGCUCGGUUACGCUAUUAGUCUGGGUACCGAGCAUGCCGAGGACUUCGAAGAUGUCACAAUGCAACACACACAGUCACUACGAGUACCUGUGACCAUGACAGUAUCUGAGAGCCAUAUUCGGAUAACCACGACGAAAGCGCAACCAAUAUCCAACGUUCUUUCUUGCAGGGCCACCGAGAUUAUCACUCUCAGUAGCAUCAACGAUGUCUACCCGUUGUCUGCUGCGCACGAUUCACACGACUUUGUUAUACGCAAGGUUCGGCAUGGUGUAACUAUCUAUUUCUCCUCUCCUCAUCGAGAAAUUAUCAUCAAGGCCAUCCGCGCUGCAAAGUCCAAGGCCCUCACAGUGCAACUCCCCAGUGUUGAGCGUCAAGAUCGACUAUCCAACGUCAUCACCACCAUCCUUCGCUUAGCUUUCAUGGGCUCUUCCUCGGACGAAGAGGAGACACGCAACGCAAGUCUUCAGCUUCUUUCUGCUCUCUGCACCUAUCUCGAUUUCGAAGGUCGGCCUGCCGUGCCGAAGAAAGGUCUAUACUCUACGGGACAUCCUGGCUCAUUCUUAGUCCACAUCAGCGAUAGUCUGGCGGGUCACGCUCAACAUUUGACGCUGGAUUUCAUCUCCGAGAUGGCAACAAACAUUCCGAAGUUGACGGUAGCACAGCGAGCAAACGCCCUACAAUAUGUGGGGCCUUGGAUCAAGAACUUGCCCUUCUUCAUCGACCCCUGUCACAAGUUGUAUGAGACUGCAGGUACUCGAUUCCGCGACACAGUGCGUGCUUUGGUGGAUGUCACGACCCAGGAGUCAGAGCUCCACAGCUACGUGCAGAGGUUCAUCUGGAACGAGGUGGCGAAACUCGAAGGGAGCACCCAAAAUGCGGUCCUGGACGAGCUCAUGCGCGCUGCUGUGGACGGAGGGGCGGGCUCCGUGCGAUGCGAACGACUGGCAGACACGAUGAGUGCCCUCAGCAGUAUCAAUGUCCGAGGCAGGGUAUUGGCGCGCAUACGCAGGGUCAUUGGAAAGACUGCCGGGAAGCCGACAAAGACGCUUGCGGACAACAUCCACUGGAACGAGAUUGCUUGUCUCACUCGGCUCGUUCUGGUGGUCGGCAAUUCUGCAAAGAACGUCGUCCAGUGCCAAAUGUUCGUUCCAGAACUCAUGCAUAUCGUCAUGCUCAUCGCUGCCACUGGGCAACUAUACGUCCGAGGAAAUGUGUAUGGCAUGGUCACCCACUUGCUUCACUCCCUCUACUCCCUGCGGAUCAGCGAGACCACCGCCAGCCCUGAAAUCGUCUCCAUGGUCGACGAAUGCUGUACCCCUGAAGGAAUGAGGCUCUUUGGUCUUGCGAAGCCGACACCGACAUCCGACUACGUACUAUAUGACCCGCCCAGUGCCAGGGCGAUGAUCGAUGACCUCGAGAACCUCACAAGGUUACUGCUCAAGGUCAUGGUCGUUGUCGGUGGUUCAACAGGGCUCCUCAAUACCUGGCGAGCGCGUUGGAUGAGCUUGAUCACGUCCUCCGCUUUCCAGCUCUCUCCAGCCGUACAGAGCCGGGCCUUUGUCGCGCUUGGCAUCCUGGCCACUGCGGAUGUCGACGAUGAUCUCCUCUAUCAGAUGCUCGUCGCUUUCAAGACCGCACUAUCUCAAGCCAACGAGGCGGACACCUCGUCUGUCGUCAGCAUGCUCCGGUGCAUCACGAACGUCGUUCCGGCCACCAAUGGCAACUCCCGAUACCUUCCUCAGCUCUUCUGGCUCGCCGUUGCACUCUUGGAGUCAAGCCACAUCUCGUUGUAUGUCGAGGCGAUUCGUCUUCUUCGUGUCACGGUCGAGAACAUGGAGAUACACGGCCACUUCGAAGAGCACGGCGUCAGAGCGACACUGCUGGAAGGACGCAUGCCGCUCGACGAGAUCGCGUCGCAGCUCGAUCACAUCCUAGGGUUGUCCUUCACAUCAAACUUCUCGUUCGCCCUCGCCGCCACAAUUUUUAAGGGAGUCAGACAUUCGGCACUCCGAGAAGCAGCAGAAGGAACGUUGCGAAGCUUGCUGAACAUCACCGUUCGCUCAUGCGUCGACAUCGACCACGCCGACGAAGGUCCUGGGGCUCCGAUCUGUCAAGAAGUCCUCGGUUACGUAUUCGCGCUCAUUCCCAUGUCCACGAAGGUCGGCAGUUAUCGCAAACUGCUGGAAGAGGCGAACGUCGACGACUCUUGGUUCACUGAGCAUACAGUGCUGAGCGGCGCUGAGGACGACCCUGUCACUCGGCUCCCAAUAGGGCUCAUCGGUCUCGGCGACAGCAAUACGGCGCUUUUGGUGAUAUCCUUCGUCAUCGCGAUGCUUGCCACUGCCCAAGGGGACGACACGGAGUCCGCUAUCCUCUACAACAUCCUCUCCGACGUCGCGGAAGCAUGGCCCGAAGUCAUCGGCAUGGCAUACGAGAGCUUGCAAGACAAGGUGAAGGAAACGUUCGCGAACUCGAACAGUCCCGAGAUCCUUGUCGCCGUGUCGAACAUCUUCCGUGUUGCCGCGCACGAAAUCGAGCGCUCGGGUCCUCUCAGCUCACGCACUCUUGGUGGCGCAGGCUCCGCAUCCACGUUGAGCACCGUCGAAGAGAACGUAGUGCACGGACCCGGCCGUCGGCACCUCAGCGCGCUCGAAGAGCAGGGAAUGCAUGGGCUGGCCAACAGCUUCACGUUCCUGCCCCUCAACUGUGGCCAACAAGCGACGAAGAUGAUCCAGUGGAUCUCCGAGCUCGUGAUGAAGAUGAUCGAGUAA
Molecule: messenger RNA, 8058 nt
Organism: Epithele typhae
Lineage: Eukaryota; Fungi; Basidiomycota; Agaricomycetes; Polyporales; Epitheliaceae
Exons: 30
Coding region: 1-8058 (2685 amino acids)
Biological process (GO): regulation of GTPase activity
Source: RefSeq, a predicted model, not a curated record